AUGCGUAUGAAUAAUGUGGUUUAUAGGAUCGUUCGGACCAAGGAAACAAAAUUCUUUGUAUCGGUUAGAGAGCAGACCAAAUCACCGGUUGACAUGCGAGUGGGCAUUCAUACGGGCGGAGUGUUGGCCGGAGUGCUCGGACAGAAACAGUGGCAGUUUGACGUCUAUAGUCGUGACGUCGAGUUGGCCAAUAAGAUGGAGAGCGCCGGCAAACCCGGUGUACGGCAAGGCUUAUGGCGAAUCCAAUGCCAGAUUCUGAGCCAUUCAAAAGCACUUUUGCCAACUUAUAUGUCGACUAAUCCUUAUGUCAAAAUCACAGAAUAUUCCGGGAGAGUUCACAUAUCGGAGAAGACAUUGAGUUUUUUGAACGGAGAGUUUGAAGUGGAGGACGGAGACGGGUCUUCACGGGAAGAGGCCAUACGAAUGGCGGCAAUCAAAACAUAUUUCAUCGUUCGUGUCAUUAAACCAAUGUUUGAAUAUCCCGAAGGGACACUUGAUAUGAUGCAAACCACUGCUGACAAUUGUGCUGAAGAUAUCCCACAAGAGUCAACAAAACUUCAAAACAAGCCUUUAGAGAGUGGCAUCACAUCCAUGGAUGACAUUAAAGAUCCGGAAGAAUAUAAGCGACGCCUGUAUCAGGAGUUGUUGAAUCGAGACGGAGAGAAGAAUAUGUCAGAACACACCCAACCAUUUACGCUAAACUUUAAAGACAAGACAUUUGAGCACCAGUACCGCAACAGUCGUGAUAUAACCAGUUGUGUAUCAUUAGUGGGGUUGCCGUUAACGCUAUUUUGCUAUUUGAUCGCAUACUUACUCAUUGGUCUGCCGCGAUUAUCAACUUAUAUGGUAUUAUUCUUAUGCGUAACUCUACUCAUAGCCAAAGCAUUUGUCUGCACCGCUCCUAUCAUAUGCAAUCAUUGUAUGGGAAACAAGGCGUUAACUAUACGGGCCGUAUUGCACAGCGUGUCCAUCACCUGA
This is a messenger RNA of Medioppia subpectinata, 978 nucleotides long. NCBI's taxonomy places the organism in Eukaryota, Metazoa, Arthropoda, Arachnida, Sarcoptiformes, Oppiidae. The record is from the annotation of a GenBank genome assembly.